Messenger RNA from Mixia osmundae IAM 14324, 1995 nucleotides. RefSeq lists its product as uncharacterized. The transcript is spliced from 3 exons. Gene Ontology annotation, cellular component: nucleus. Gene Ontology annotation, biological process: error-prone translesion synthesis. The record is from RefSeq and is a predicted model, not a curated record. Lineage: Eukaryota; Fungi; Basidiomycota; Mixiomycetes; Mixiales; Mixiaceae. Bases 1 to 1995 code for a protein of 664 amino acids. Gene Ontology annotation, molecular function: DNA-directed DNA polymerase activity; damaged DNA binding.
AUGGCCGGACAUGCUGUUCCGGAGGAGCUCACGGUAGCCGAGCAUCUGCCGGGCCAGCUUCUCCCCAAGUCAGGACUGAGUGGCAAAGGGAAAGCACGUCAAACACCUCACACAGCCAAAGAAGGAGCCACCGAGUCCUUCCUUCAUCGACUGGCAGGCCCGUCGACCGGGAAGUCAGGCCUGACCCGUGAUCCUGCAGAAGUGAGGCAGAUCAUCUGGGAGGCGAGCAAAGGGUCUGCAUUUGCACAGAAUGAGCAACGCAGGGAUGAAGCUACCCAGCUCAAGAUCAAGGUCUUGCUCGACCAGCUCAGCAAGCGGGUAGCUCUCACCAAUGGCAAUCUGCGCGCAGAGGAGAUCAUCGUCGAGGCUCAAGUCGAACUGCUCGAAGCAACGCGAGAUCUCUCGCAAACCAUCGUCGUGGUCGAUUGUGAUGCAUUCUACGCGAGCGUCGAGGAGCUCGACGAUCCGUCGCUCAAGGGAAAAGCGUUUGCAGUCGGCGUUGGAGUCUGCACUACCGCGUCUUAUGAAGCUCGAAAGUAUGGUGUUCGGUCUGCACUGGCAGGCUACAUCGCAAAGAAGCUCUGUCCACACCUCAUUUUUGUCAAGCCAGACUUUACCAAAUACUCCCAGGCUUCUGCGCGCGUCAUGGCAAUCUUACGCAAAUACGAUCCCCACCUCGCUCCCGCAAGUUUGGACGAAGCAUACCUGAAUAUUACUGUCUUUAUGAGAUCAAGCGGCUUAUCAGCAGACGAUGCCGUGAUGCAGAUGCGGACCGAGAUCAAGGAGACGACAGGCCUGACCGUUUCUGCGGGCAUCGCACCCAACACGCUGUUGGCCAAGAUGGCCGCUGAUGUCAAUAAGCCAGAUGGGCAAUGUCGCGUCAUGCCAACUCGAGACGCUGUCGUAGAAUUCACAUCCGCUCAACCGGUCAGAAAGAUCUUUGGCGUCGGUCGCGUGACAGAAGCCUGGCUCGUCGCACUCGAUGUACGGAGAAUCAGCGACAUCUGGGCCAAGCGGGGUAUGCUCCACCUCAUUCGGACCAGCAUUAGUCUCGACUUCCUCCUCAAAGCCUAUCUCGGCUUAGGCUCCUCUCUCGUGUCAGCCAGCACACGCGAGUCACGCAAAUCUGUCGGACGUGAGGACACCUUCGGCAAGCUAGCAGAUUACAGCGGCUUCUUGGAGGUCUUGCGUGCGCUAGCAGAGACGCUGGGCAAUGAUUGCCAGUCUCUGCAAUUUGCGGGACGGACCCUCACACUUAAAUUCAAGCUGAGCACGUAUGAGCCGUUCACGCGCGCGAGAACGAUAGGCCAGCAUCACCUGUAUCGAGAUACAGAGCAAUUCUACAAGGUCGGUAAGGAGCUACUCGAUGAAGCUAUCACGGAACGUCGCAAGCUUUAUGACGAUGGCAAGACGCCCGUGGGCUGUGGGGGGACGCGGGAGAUCGAACUCAGGCUCUUGGGUCUGCGCAUCACAAACUUGGUGGAUCAAAGUGAGGCAGCAAUCGCCAAACGCAGGGCGCGGACCAUCGACCAUUGGGCUGUCGUAUCGCCGAAAGGAGUCGUUACGCCCGUGCCAACCGAGUCGCACAGCAAAAGGAAGAGGAGCGAGACGCCCCUCGCAACGCACACACGUAUGGACGAGUCUGGCGCUAUUGUCAUCCUGGACGAUGAGGAAGUAGACGAACCGCGCGCAACGAGCGUUGGAUCAGUCAAGGAGGCGGAAGAAGACGACGACGACGAGGUGAUCUUCUCAUCGAUGACAUCCACGUCUGGAGCAACUGGGAUACAGUGUCCCAUUUGCCACAAAAGCUUCUUGCAAGACAUGGCUCAACUCAAUCGCCACUUAGAUGCCUGCCUGGUCAAGCAAGCCGAUGAGAACAUAGCAGUCACGCCGGGCUCGGCAUUCGACCGACUGAUGAAGGCUCAGAAGACGCGCCCGAAGACAAGAUCAAGGAAACUAGAGCAGAUUCAUCGCGUCCGGCCGACAAACAAGUAA